Guyanagaster necrorhizus is the source of this 673-nucleotide messenger RNA. RefSeq lists its product as uncharacterized. Bases 291 to 638 code for a protein of 115 amino acids. Lineage: Eukaryota; Fungi; Basidiomycota; Agaricomycetes; Agaricales; Physalacriaceae. The record is from RefSeq and is a predicted model, not a curated record. The transcript has a single exon.
GACGCUAUGACCCCUGACACGGAGGACGCGCCGGAUAGAUGAUACCAAUUGCUCUUUUUUCAGAAUAACGAGAAACGGGCGCGUUGCUCGCUGGCCCUCGAUAUUGGUUUGGGUGCUAUUCCUUGUAUACAAGCGGAAGAAUCUGCUUUUCCUCGUUGCAUUGGCUGUUACAUCGAUAUUUGCCAAGGCUCAUGUUGACUGUACACCCGCCGCCACACAUACGUGGGUUUGUCCGGCUUCGCCGAGUUCCACAUUGACGACUACAGGCAGGCGCUUAAUGUCAUGUAUGUAUGCUGUCAUAUACUACGAAGACAAUCAACAAUCAGGCAUCCAUGGAUACCGAUAAUAGAACUCAGACUCGCCUAGUAUCCUUCCAUACGCCUGUUAUCCACAUCGAAGUGGCUCCCCAUAGACGAUGUAAUCUCUGGUACAUCGUCUAUCCUCGUGCAUACGGCAUGGCGGAUAGUCGAAAGCCCUUCGCUCCUCCGAACCAACCUCAACCAUCCGAUUCCAGCACCGCACUCCCAAAACAAGGUUUACACCACCGAUUCUGGUUACGCGAACGCCCCAGCACUGCGCUGGAGGAUUUUCUGGCGGCGACACCGCCAAUCUUGAAGGCGAGGGGACAACGAGCAUAAUGGUGAAAGUAGAGAACAAGGUAAUAGAAAAGCUG